Rhizoctonia solani is the source of this 897-nucleotide messenger RNA. RefSeq names its product pre-mRNA-splicing factor 38-associated hydrophilic carboxy-terminal protein. The coding region runs from base 1 to 897 and encodes 298 amino acids. Lineage: Eukaryota; Fungi; Basidiomycota; Agaricomycetes; Cantharellales; Ceratobasidiaceae. The transcript has 4 exons. The record is from RefSeq and is a predicted model, not a curated record.
AUGGCGGACAUUGACAUGGCUUUGCCGUCAGAACGCGAGCUGGAGCUAGAGACGCUGCUGAGACAGCGGGAGAAACAAAUAUCUGCACUGACGGACGAGAUAUCCAGCCUACGGCAGAAAUUGCCAGGUGCAUCUGAUCCAGAGGACGAUGCUGUUAUAAGUAUACCGGCGCCUGUCCUUGCUUUGCUUUCACCUCUCGUCACGCACGGGCCCUCGACUGGCACACCCGCACCUCUCAGCAAUGCCAUCACCCAACGACUGAAAUUGUUACAAACCGAGAACGAUGAAUUAUAUGAACUAUUACGUUCAAGCGCCGAAGCCAGGAUCGCGGAGCUCAACUCCAAGCUUGAUCAUGGCCGAAUCCCACUAGCUAAAUCGGUUACUCAACAAGAGCAGCAUAGGCGGUCCUCCACGCCUGAUCAACGACGGUCAGCAUCGCCUCCCCGGCGCCUCGUACCUGCAUCUAGCCGCCCGAGGGAACGCUCGAGAGAACACGACCGAGAUCGAGAGCGUGACCGCGAGCGGGAGCGUGAUAGAGAUAGAGAUAGGGAACGCGAGCGCGAACGUGACAGGGACCGAGAUUGGGAUAGAGAUAGAGAACGGGACAGAGACCGAGACCGGGGUAACCUACCUACCGGUCCUCGGGCACACAAAAAGCCUCGUCUUGGUCCCUCCGAGGGUGGAGGCCGGAAACCAGGAGAGGGACCCGGAGGGAACGGUCAACGAAGUGUCAGCGGAAGAAACGGAGCUGGAGGCGGAGGCCGAGGUGGACCCCCAAGAGCCGGAGGGCCCGGAUUGCCCAUACGAGGAUCAGCGACCAGUGCUUCGUCGACGGGGCAGAAUGGUAAUGCUGGGCAAGGCGGUGACCGCGGGUUGGUCCAGCGAUUGGGGCUAUAG